Microplitis mediator is the source of this 3099-nucleotide messenger RNA. Its product is annotated as putative ankyrin repeat protein RF_0381. Gene Ontology annotation, molecular function: protein binding. The transcript is spliced from 3 exons. The coding region runs from base 198 to 1931 and encodes 577 amino acids. Lineage: Eukaryota; Metazoa; Arthropoda; Insecta; Hymenoptera; Braconidae. Gene Ontology annotation, cellular component: cytoplasm. The record is from RefSeq and is a predicted model, not a curated record.
GGCGUAAACUCUGACUCUAGUAACCUUCAGGACAACAGUUUUCCAUGCUUUAGGUAAUUUGUGUCGAGUAUGAUCUCGUGUUAUUUUUUUAAAAUUCAAAUUUUGAAAGUUAGCAAAUUAUACAGAAUAAAAUUGUGUACACCCACUCUAGAUUCUUACUAACAACCAAUCCAACAAAAUUUGAUCAAUUGUUCAAAAUGUCAGCUAAAGAACCGCCUCCUAAAAAAUCAAAAUCUUUCGUAAAUGACGAAAAAACCCAAAAGAAUGUAAGCCCCAGCACAGUCAAUUCACCAUCACCAGGAACCUCUGCUAGUUCAUCAAAAGAACUUAUCGAAAAAAGUAUAAAAUUAGUAGACCAACUUUUGAAAAAAGGAGUCGACGUGAAUUUCGCAACAGAAACCAAGGAGCCAGCCCUUCAUUCAGCCAUCAGUGCCAACAAUUUACCCCUAGUUGAAAAACUAAUAAGUGCAGGUGCUGACGUCAAUAUGAUGUCGCUCGCCAAAGGUCCAUUUUAUGACCUUACUCCUCUGCAAGUAGCAGUCGAGAACGAAAACGUCAAAAUAGUUGAGUUGCUCAUAAAAAAUAACGCUCACGUUAACAUCGACAGCAAAAGGAGCACAGUUCUUACCAAAGCAGCUCGAAAGGGUAAUUUUGAGCUAGUCGAUCUAUUGAUAAAGGCCGGAGCUCACGUAAAUCCAGACAGCGAGCAAGCCAAGCCAUUGCACAUGGCCAUUGCCAAAAAUAAUUACGAAAUGACUGAAUGUCUGAUAGCACGAGGCGCGGAUGUCAAUUCAAUUUCAAAAAAUAGAACGUCAUUGCAGACUGCUGUCAAAAGAGGAAACAAACCGAUCGUUGAAUUGUUACUCAGACAUUCUGCUGAUGUCAAUGACUGUCUGAAUGGAAAAUCAGUUCUGUGUAUAGCCGUCGAAAAUAACAAUUUUGAAUUGGCCGAGUUACUGCUGAAUGCUGGUGCCUGUAUAAAUCCGAUUUCCUUCUAUGGUGUGCCAUUGCAUUGGGCCAUUUUAGAAAAUAACUAUGGAAUGGUUGAGUAUUUGAUAACCCGGGGUGCUGACGUCAAUGGGAUUGGGUUCGUUGAUAAAUAUCCUUAUCAAUUGCACGGUAAUUUUUCUCCACUACAACUGGCUGUCAGAGUUAAUAAUUUAAACAUAAUAAAUCUCCUGCUAAAUAACAACGCAGAUAUAAAUUUAGUUGUCAAUAAUGAUGAAUUUUUUGAUGACAGUAUAACAGCAUUACAUUUUGCCGUUGAAUUUGAUUAUAGUGAAGCUGCUAAAUUGUUGUUAAAUAAUAAUACGAUUGACCUAGAAGUUGUGACAGCAAUAAAUCAGGAAUCUGUCCUGCAUUACGCGGCUAGAUAUUCCAAGGAUGAUAGUAUGGUAAAUGCUCUGCUAGAAGCUGGUGCUGAUGUUAAUCAUUUAAAUGGUUUUGGUAAUGCAGCGAUCAGCUGCUCGGCGACACUCGAUGUGAGAAAUUCAAUGGAACAACAUAUCGUUAAAUUGGUAGCCGCUGGUUUUGCUGUCGGUGAAAAAAAUUUACAAGAGGUCGAAGAAGAGCAGAUUGAAAAUUUAUAUGAAAAAUGUUGUAAUGAAAUUGAGAUGAUGAGAAAAGUUAAAAUUUUUGAGACUAAUUACAGUUUUUACGAGAUACUGAAAAAAAGCCGACAUGAAAUAGCUCUAUUUUUGAUUAAUGUAAGCGAUGAUAAUUUUUUUAAUGAAGAUGAUUUACGACUAAGGUUUCCGUUAUACGGGGGAAUUAUUUAUAAUCGUUUAAAAAAAGGAAUUGAUAGAAGAAAUUUUUUAUUGAAAGUUUUGCAUUUGCUUUAUGAUAUUUUGAGUGAACAACUGCCGGAAUUAAUUUUAAGAAAAGUUACCCAAUACUUGACAAAUCAAGACUUGAAAAUAUCAUCGGAAUAAUUUGAAUUAUUCGAUUUGCUGUUAUCACUAUCAUGGAUUUUCAUAUGUAUGUAAAUAUAUGUUUAAUUUUUUUGUUCAUCCAAUAAUUAUGUAAAUAAAAUAUCAAAAUAUAAGACGCGUGAAGAAGUUUUUUUAACUAAUUUGGUAAAGUUUGUAAUCAAAGGCACAGAAAAUAUUUGUAAAAAAUACAAAUACUGUAAAAUUUACUUGUGGCUCGUAAAAUGAUAACUACUGUGAUUAAAAGCUGUGAUUAAAUUCAGAUUGAAACCGUGAAAAAAAUAUGAGACUGAAGUUAGCCGACGUCGAAUACUUUUCGAAUUUUUUUUUAAAACGAUAAAUUAUUUUUAAAAAAUAUUUGAACAAAUUGCACUGAUAGUUUUUUAAAUUUUCUACAUGUGCAUUUUUUUAGUUCUUGUUUUUUUGUAAUUUAUCUGUUGAAAAAAAAAAUCCGAAAAUUACUAAUUGUCUGUUAACUUCAGGAUCAUAAAAAAAUUCAUAUUUGAAACAAUGAAUAAGAAAUUUACUACUUUCAAGUACGAAACUUGAAUCAUUUGCUGAGAAUGAAUGAAGAUAAAUGAGGAUAAGAUAAUCAUAGAUUUUCCUAUCCAUUUCCAUGAUUAUUUCCGUUAUCCGACUUGGGAAAUUGAGUUUCAAUUCAUUCGAAACCUUCUGAUUUGAAUUUUCCAAUCGGAUUCAAUCAGAGUAAAUAAAUAGAGAUUCUAAAAGUAAAAAAAAGUUGCUUGAGAUUUAGAUUAGAGUUAAGUUAGUAUCAAAUUCAAAUAUUAUUGAAUAUAAAGAUUUUACUACAAAACCGAAAAUACCCGAAUCAUAUUCUCAAUAAUUCAACUACACAGCCACAAUUUCUAUAAAUUUCUAAGUAUUUUUAUUCGUUUAUUUGACUACAAUUGAUAGUCAUCAAACUUUUGAAUUUUUUUCACAUUUUUGAAUGGUAAAAUUUAAAUAACGCAUUAAUUAAUUACUGUAUUAUAUAUUAAUUUCAAAUAAUACCGAAGUUAGCCGCUAAUAAUUUUUGAAUUUUUUUAAAAAUGAUAAAUUAUAAACAAAAUAUUUCAAAAAUUGCACCUGUAGCUUUUUUAAUUUUCUACAUGUGCAUAUUUUUUUUGCAAUUGAUUCGCUAAAAAAAAAUUCAAAAAUUGUUAAUAUUCUG